This is a messenger RNA of Acanthochromis polyacanthus (spiny chromis), 3620 nucleotides long. RefSeq names its product alkaline ceramidase 2 (gene acer2). Gene Ontology annotation, molecular function: hydrolase activity, acting on carbon-nitrogen (but not peptide) bonds, in linear amides. Bases 268 to 1101 code for a protein of 277 amino acids. Lineage: Eukaryota; Metazoa; Chordata; Actinopteri; Pomacentridae. Gene Ontology annotation, cellular component: membrane. The record is from RefSeq and is a predicted model, not a curated record. The transcript is spliced from 6 exons. Gene Ontology annotation, biological process: ceramide metabolic process.
UCUCUCGCUGCCCCUCUUUACUCUUUGACCAGCAGCUGUCAGUGGACGGAGCGUCACGACGGAGUCUUUGUGAAAGGACACGCUGAAAAUGCAGCUGAAGAACGGUCUGUCCACUUUACCGCAAACUCGGAUGCACGAUACGCUUCUAGGUGUCGGGCGUUAAAGUGUAGCCGACACGCAGCGACUCUCCCCCGGGCGUCCUCAGCCUCCGGAGCUCCGUCGGCUCCCCUCCGCUCCUCGGCGUCCAGAGACUGAACUAGUCCGGACAUGAGCAACGUUAAUCUUAUUUUUUGGGACCAGUUGCAGGCUGGCAGCUCCGAGGUGGACUGGUGUGAAGGCAAUUACCUAAUUUACCCCAGCAUCGCUGAGUUUUACAACACGAUCAGCAACAUUUUGUUUUUUGUUUUGCCACCGAUAUUAAUGUGCUUGUUCCGCCAAUAUGCAACACAUUUCAACAGUGGGAUUUACCUCAUAUGGAUUCUACUAGUGGUGGUUGGUAUCGGGUCAACCUAUUUCCAUGCCACCCUCAGCUUCCUCGGCCAGAUGUUGGAUGAACUGGCCAUUCUCUGGGUGCUCAUGUGUGCCAUCGCCAUGUGGUUUCCCAAGAGAUACCUACCAAGGAUGUUCAGGAGGGAUCGGUCGAGGUUCAAAGUGGUCAUUGGCAUCUUGUCUGGGAUCACCACUGGGCUGGCCUUCGUCAAGCCUGUCGUCAACUCACUGUCACUCAUGACUCUGGGCAUCCCCUGCACCGCGCUGCUCAUUACUGAGCUAAAAAGGUGUGAAAAUCCACGUGUGUUCAAGCUGGGUCUGAUCUCAGGGAUCUGGUGGGCGCUGGCUCUGCUCUGCUGGAUCAGUGACAGGAUAUUCUGCGAAAUGUGGUCAUCAGUCAACUUUCCCUACUUACACUGUGCUUGGCACAUCCUCAUUUGUCUGGCUUCCUACUUGGGUUGUGUUUGCUUCGCCUACUUCGACGUUGCUACCGAGGCCCCGGAGCGAGGCCCCGUCAUCAUGUUCUGGCCCAACGAGAAGUGGGCCUUCAUCGGUGUGCCGUACGUCUCCUUACUCUGCGUCCACAAGAAGUCUGCCGUCAAGGUGACUUAAGGUCUGCUGCUUCAACUCUUUGAUACCAAGAUACCACCAGCACGUGUGUGAGUCGUGUUGCAUCCACUGGUGCUUUUUGUGACUUGAGGAUGUACGUGAUGCACAGUUUGGCCAACCGCGAGGAUCUACCUUUUCCCUUUUCUCCUGCCCUGGUCUGGUCUUUGUUACACAGCAGUGUUUAUGCAACUAGUCAAAGAAUGAAAGGUGCCACAAAUCUGCCAAAAGAAACACCUGAUUACUCUUUAAAUAGCAUAAUAUCAAAGCCAAGAAACCUUUACAGUGUUCCAAACAUAUCUCAGGCUUAUCAGGAGAGAUCAUGUGCUCUCUUAAAGGACCAGUGUGUCUGAUUUUGGUUCAUCUAGUGGUGAGACUGCAGGUUCCAACCAACUGAAGUCCUUUCUUUUCCCAAACAACUUUCGAUUUUUUCCCAGUGAUUUCUGGGCUACUGUAGAAACAUGUUAGCCUUAACAGAAGAGGCUGAUUCUAAACUGAAAACACAGUGAUUCAAAGUUACGGCUGAUUAUUAUUCACUAAUGAAAACACAAUUUUGAAUACUUUAUUUACAUUUCUGCUAAAUCCUAGAUCCUAAAUCCUGCACACUGGUGCUUAAAAAGGGAAAGUGUUAAUAUUAUGCAUUUGAAACUUCUUUAAAGAGAAGAUUUUGUACAUUUUGUGGUAACUUCUAAAAACCUCAUCAUAAAGCAGUGUCUUGCCUUUACGAGCAUAAAUAUAGCAUCUCAUAGGUGUAGUCUGGCCAUUCUAAAACCAUUUAGAAACAAUAAAGCACUGGAUUAAUUAACUGUGAUGGAUGCGUAAUGCAUUGAAGCUUGAUAUCGCUCAGCCAGUCUUACUACACUCGGUGAGUCCACAGGAAGGUUCAUAAAAUGUAAAAGAAGCGUUACAAGACCUCACAAAACCAUAGGCUGUUGUAUACCUGCCCUCUGCGUUGACAGGAUUUCUAGAUGGACAAUGCCAGAAACAGAUAGGACUUUGUUCUGUUACAGACGUGUUAAGUUUUACUUUCAGCAUGCUACUGUGAUUGUUCAGGAUAAUGUAUGAGAAAUGUGUUUAAUAUAUUCCUGUACAUACUUUAACUAACAAGGUAAUACGCAGUUAUUUUCCUAAGAAUAUCAUUCAUGUGUUACUGAAUGACUCGGUACCUUUUGCUUUUGGCCAAAGCCCAAAUUAAAGAAUAACUGAAUGUGAAAUGAAGAAUUGUUCUCAAAGCCCAACGGCUACAUGCACAGGACAUUUCAGAAAGUGAUAAUUGCACCUUUUUAAUCAAAAAGUUUGCUCGCUAAUGUUCCGCUCUUGAUGCUGAAAGAUUUUUGCUUCCAAUCUUCUUCUUUUUUUUUAACCCAGACAUCUCAACUUGUUAACGGCUCUUCAGGGUUAUUAUUGAGCGUUUUAGACUUUGUGCUCAUGAGAACGGUGCAAAAAGCCUUAAUCGAACAGCGGGGUUGAAAGUUUGUGAUGUGGGUACUGUUUGCUCUAAAAGAUGAAAAACUGCUUUAGUUUCAUUAAGUAGAAAUUCAUUUAGCUUAUAUCAAGUAAAAUACUAGGACAAAUGAGGAUUUAUUACCUUUGAUCUAAAACCAAAACUCUUAUUUAGCAGCAUUUAUUGGAUCAAAAAGAGGAUAUUCUGAUUGUAGAAUGUAAAAGGGACAUAUUCUGGGUGGUGCAAAACAAAACAUUAACCCUAGAAAGAUAAAAAAAAAAAAUCUCCAAAGUUUCUUUUCACCUCAGACCUUUUGUUGGAUGUGUUAUUGAAAACUGCCUCAUGCUGUUAAUAUUAUUUUACUCCUGCAACGACUUCUGGGAACUUUGAAAACAACUUGUGCACAAAUUAAAGGUGAAAUGAAGGAUCACAAUUUAUGAAGAAAACAACUAUUUUACUGAAUUUCUGAAUGGAUAUUUUGAAACGGCAUCAAGUAUUUUGUUAAAUAUUGCACAGUUUCUAUUUUUGUAAGUGAAGUGCACCAAAAUUUGAUGAGUGAAUGAUUUUGAUAUUGUCUUAUUACUGCCUUUUGUAUCGCCAAACAUUCUUGUUUUCAUUAACCUUCAGGACAAACUUUGGGAAGUAUUGAUAAAAGCGAACAAAUCUAAGAAUACUUAUAUUGUGCUGCAAAUCGUAUUGAAUUGUACAGGUGACCCAUGAUGGUGGCUUAUUUUAUGAUGAAGAGAAAAUCUGAAUAUUCAGGACUUGAAAAGAGAGUCAAUGAAUGCACAUCAGAUUGCAGACUUGGUGUGAAUAGAAUAGCCUGUUUAAUGCUCGGCUUUGUGAUGUUUGUCUUGGCAUGAGGUGUGAGUAUGUUAACAACGGCCUAAUGGGUUGUGUCUUUUUAUUGACUUACGUGUACAUAGAGCUCAGUGUUUCUCUGCCUGCAUUGACAAUACAGAUAAACUGCACAGAAAUAUUUAUUUUCAUAAAUUAUCCUGUUUUGUAAACCAAUAUUUGUAAUAGAUUAGAAUAUUAGUAUUUUAUUUUAUGCAAUAAACCAAGCCAAUAUUCCAAAUGA